This is a messenger RNA of Episyrphus balteatus (marmalade hoverfly), 592 nucleotides long. RefSeq lists its product as uncharacterized. Bases 26 to 577 code for a protein of 183 amino acids. The transcript has 2 exons. Lineage: Eukaryota; Metazoa; Arthropoda; Insecta; Diptera; Syrphidae. The record is from RefSeq and is a predicted model, not a curated record.
UUAAGAAUAAUUAAAAAAAAAAAAAAUGUGGAAAGCUUUAGCUAUCGAAACUAAUAGGUUUUCAUUACCAAAGGUUCGCAUUUUUAAAGUUCCAAGCUCAACCGCCAAUGAAAAGUUGAAAUCUGAAAAUAAGAAGAAGGAACCCAAACGUUUCGUUUUUUCUUCGGUUUUAAUGCGUUCAUCUCCAGAAAGGGCUCGAUUAAAACUUCCUGGACAAACCCGAAUAAGUAAUCUAAAUGCAAACGUCACAUCAAAAAAACUUCGUUCCAAAUGGUUCUUUUUAUCAACAGCCCAUCGACGUAUAUUCCUUAGAAAAGGUUUAAACUAUUUUGGUUCCUCUAAUCGGGAUACUAUUCAAAUUUUUGAAAAUCGUCUAUCAGAACGUGAAAUGGCAAUUUAUGUUCCAGAAGAUGAUAAUGAUGAAUCUUGUCUUGUCGUUGAAAACAAAGGAAAUUGCAUUCAUAAAGGGAAUCGAAUGAAUUUUUACAAAAAAAAAGCAUUAUUUAGCGGUGAUGAUAUGGCUAUUAAAACACAUGAUAACAGGAAGCUUAUAUAUUUUGUAUUUUUUAAAAACUGAACCAAUAAAUGAUAU